CUGACUUCCCCCCAAAAUUGGCGCGAAAAUCAAUAUCAGCAAAAUUAGGCGUCAAAAAUUACAGUUUGGGCAUUACUUUUCCGGUAGCUCAAAUCGAAUUCCUCCGGCGUUGUAUCCACCGGCAUCGGUACUAAUGUCGACCCAAAGAGCUUCAAAGCGAAGACGUACAGUUCAGAAAGAAGAAAAAGAAGUAGAGGUGAACGGAAGUUCCAAAAAAAAGUCACCAGUAGUGGUAUUUUCUCAUGGUGCUGGUGCUCCUUCCACCUCUGAUUGGAUGAUCAGAUGGAAGGAUUUGUUGACCAAGUCACUGAAGGCUGCUGAAGUUGUGACCUUUGACUACCCAUACAUGUCUAGUGGAAAGAGGAGGGCUCCCCCCAAGGCAGAAAAAUUGGUUGAUUUUCACUCUAAUAUUGUCAAAGAGGUAGCUGCUAAAUACCCUGGGCAUCCGCUUAUCUUGGCAGGGAAGUCAAUGGGUUCAAGGGUUAGCUGCAUGGUAGCUGUUGAUGACAUCGGUGCUUCAGCUAUUGUUUGCUUGGGUUACCCAUUAAAGGGUGCGAAUGGUGCAACACGAGAUGAGUUGCUGUUACAAAUUGAUGUACCUGUUAUGUUCGUGCAGGGUAGCAAAGAUGGGCUUUGUCCACUCAAGAAGCUGGAAGCUGUAAGAAAGAAAAUGAAGUGUGUUAAUGAAUUAUAUGUGAUAGACGGUGGUGAUCACUCCUUCAAAAUUGGCAAAAAGCACUUGCAGUUGACUGAGUCCACCCAAGAGGAAGCUGAAAAGCUUGCUGUUCAUGCUAUUGCAACUUUUGUUUUUAAUCAUGUGAAAGAGGGGUGAAGUACUUAACGGUAAGAAACGGGUGAUUGUUUAAAAUAUUUUGUCCCGUUUGCACAAAGAUGGUUCAUGAAUGCUUCCUUGUAGUGUAUAGGAUCUUUUUCCUUUUUGUUUUUGGAGGCGGGGGAAGGGGGUGGAAGUGGUGUUUUUAAAAUAUUUUGUCCCGUUUGCACAAAAAUGUUGCUCCCUGUGAAGUAUUACUAGUAAUUAGUAUCUGAAGCUUUAGCCUCUAGUUCUUUUGUCCACCUCAAGAGUAUCCUCUUUGUCUAUUUCUCUAUAAUUUCAUUACUUCCAUGCUCAUCUUCAUCAAUGGUCCAAGCUUCUGUAUGACAAAUGUGGUAUAUACUCACUUAAAGAAAUAGCAGGUUCCUGUAAGUAGUUUCUGAAAAUUUGUCUGUGGUUUUGGUUAUAGCCAAGACGUAUGGCCAUUAUAUGUGCAACCCCGUUCAUAAGGUAUUUUCUCACCACCCAAUUCUUUUUUGU
This is a messenger RNA of Solanum dulcamara, 1312 nucleotides long. RefSeq lists its product as uncharacterized. The coding region runs from base 134 to 832 and encodes 232 amino acids. The transcript has 6 exons. The record is from RefSeq and is a predicted model, not a curated record. NCBI's taxonomy places the organism in Eukaryota, Viridiplantae, Streptophyta, Magnoliopsida, Solanales, Solanaceae.